AUGGCUGAAUUAACUCAUCCUUCAAUCAAGAAUGGCUGGUUCUCGGAGGUGUCCGAGGAAUACUUUCCAGGCCAGGCCAUGAGACUCCGCGUUGACAGAAUCCUGCAUGCUGAAAGGUCCAAGUUCCAGGAUGUACUUGUAUUCAAGUCCACCGAUUACGGCAACGUGUUGGUACUUGAUGGAAUUAUCCAGGCUACUGAACGUGAUGAGUUUGCAUAUCAAGAGAUGAUCACCCAUCUACCGCUGUUCUCGCAUCCCAACCCCAAGAGAGUGCUGGUCAUCGGAGGUGGUGAUGGAGGUGUUUUGAGAGAAGUGGUCAAGCAUUCGUGUGUCGAGAGUGCCACAUUGGUAGAAAUUGAUGAGUCUGUCAUUACGCUGAGUAAGAAGUAUCUGCCUGGAAUGUCGUGUGCCAUGGACCACGAGAAGGUGAAGAUUGUCUUGGACGAUGGAUUCAAGUUCCUGAAGGAAGCUGCUUCGCUUGAAACCAAGUACGAUGUCAUUAUUACUGACUCUUCUGAUCCUGAGGGUCCUGCAGAGGAGUUUUUCAAGGAGUCCUAUUUCCAUUUAUUGUACGACGCACUGAACCCAGAAGGAGUAGUCAUAUCACAGGCCUCCGAGAAUGUGUGGUUGAAACUUGAAAAUCUCAGGAAAUUGAAAAACGAGUGUACCAGAGUCUUUCCUAAUGUUGGAUACUCCUACUGUACGAUUCCCACAUACACCUCUGGCCAAUUGGGCCUUAUGGUUUGCGCUAAGAGCGAAUCCACGAACCUGAGGCAGCCAGUCAGAAGACUGGAACCAGAGGAGGAAUCCAAGCUCUUCAAAUAUUACAACAGCAAAAUCCACAGUGCAAGUUUCGUGCUUCCUACUUGGGCUGAAACCAUCAUAAACGAAUAG
Molecule: messenger RNA, 894 nt
Organism: Kuraishia capsulata CBS 1993
Lineage: Eukaryota; Fungi; Ascomycota; Pichiomycetes; Pichiales; Pichiaceae
Exons: 1
Coding region: 1-894 (297 amino acids)
Biological process (GO): spermidine biosynthetic process
Cellular component (GO): cytosol
Molecular function (GO): spermidine synthase activity
Source: RefSeq, a predicted model, not a curated record